AUGUCGGACUCAGCAUCGACCGUUGCGACGAAACAACGCCUCCUCAGGCUUUCUAUAAAAUACCCUGCCGAAGGCGGAAAGACCGAUGCUAUCGACUACAUCUUCAUCGAGGUCGUCCCUGACAUGGCCGCCACCACCCAGUGGAGGGCCGAUACCCUCCACGUCUACCGGGCCGUCCGGAAUCCCGAGCUUUGGGAGACCGGCGUCGUCGUGCUGGCCGAGACCGACAACAUCCUGCCGCCUGGAGCUGAGAGGCAUUCGUGGGGCCAAGGCCAGAGCCCGAGCUGGUGCGAGAACCGGGAAAUGCCGUGGGAGCCCAUCCUCACGGCAUAUGCCAGCAGCCGCGCCGAUGGCAACAAGGUCAAGGCGGACAAGUGGGUGGACGAGACUAUCAAGGCCUUGAAUGUGCGCUUCGCCUGGUGGGAGCUUGAUAGGAUCGAUAUCCCAUACCGCGAGGUGCGCCCGGCCGCGACGGCCCCCCCGGCCCCACCAUCAUCGGCCCGCGCACCGCCACCGGCCGGUCCCUACGAGUUCCAUUUCUUCGCGUAUCUCAGGAAGGAGCACAUGAUAUACGAGAGGAAAUAA
Gaeumannomyces tritici R3-111a-1 is the source of this 585-nucleotide messenger RNA. RefSeq lists its product as hypothetical. Lineage: Eukaryota; Fungi; Ascomycota; Sordariomycetes; Magnaporthales; Magnaporthaceae. The record is from RefSeq and is a predicted model, not a curated record. The coding region runs from base 1 to 585 and encodes 194 amino acids. The transcript has 3 exons.